AGCGUUUCUGUACUUUGGAGUGGUGGAUCAGUCUUUCCAGCACUGAGUUCAUUCUUUGGCUCCACAAAGCAGACAGACAACUGACAGCAACAAGAUGGCCAGAGUUUGUUUACUGGUGCUCAUUGCUGGUUUACUGCUGGAGACGUACGGACUGGAAACCCUUGAGGAGAACACAGGAGCUGUGUUUGUGUCUCAGCAGCAGGCACAUACAGUGCUGCAUCGCCAGCGCAGGUACAACAGCGGCCAUCUUGAAGAACUUCAAAAAGACAACCUGGAGCGGGAAUGCAAUGAGGAAGUCUGCAAUAUGGAGGAGGCCAGAGAGUGGUUUGAGAAUGAUCAGAAAACUAUGGAAUUCUGGGCCGGCUACAUCGAUGGGGACCAAUGUCAGCCACAACCCUGCCAAAAUGGAGGUGAGUGCAAAGAUGGAGUUGAUUCAUACACCUGCUGGUGCAAAGUAAACUUCAGCGGAAAGAACUGUGAGAUUGAGUUGGCAAAGCAGUGUUUGGUCAACAACGGAGACUGUUCCCACUUCUGCGUGAUUCAGGGGGAGCGAGCUGUGUGCAAAUGUGCAGCUGGUUACAAUCUUGGGCAAGACAAGAGGAGCUGUGAACCAACAGUACCAUUCAGCUGUGGUCGAGUGGGUGGGCCUUCUACCCCCAUCACCAGAUCCUUUAAUCCACGAAGCAAUACAGACGGCUCUGAAAGAGAGUUUGGUUUCAACGACACUCUGGAGGAUGACUACGAUAGCAACAAUAUAACACUGUUUGAUUACUACGACACUGCGAUGAAUGAUUCAGACCAUGUCAACACCUCUGUAGCAUCUGCAGUAGAGACAGGUUCCCUGAAAUCAAAUUCAAGCUCCCCCCUAUCUCCGAGCAGUGUCACUGAAGCGCCCAGAGGGAAAAGGGAUCUGUACUGGGCUAGCCCCACACGCCCCACCAUCGUAGAAAAAGAUCUCAAUGACCAGAGGAUUGUGGGAGGUGAUGAGGCUCUUCCUGGAGAGAUACCCUGGCAGGUGGCACUGAUGACUCACUCAGAAGCCCUUCAGAGAGCGCAGCCCUUCUGUGGAGGAUCUCUGCUCAGUGAAUUGUGGGUCAUCACUGCAGCACAUUGUCUAGUGCAGGCUGCUAACCAAAAUUUCUUCGUUAGAGCAGGUGAACAUGACGUGGUCCAAAAUGAGGGUCAUGAGCGAGAUUAUGCGGUGGCAGAAAAGCACAUCCAUCAUAUUUACAAUUACAAGAAGUCCCCGUAUAACCACGAUAUUGCUCUGCUGAAACUCGCCACUCCAGUGGAACUGUCCAGCCGGCGGCGUCCCAUCUGCCUGGGCCCCAAAGACUUUAUAGAAAAUCUAAUGAGUGAUUCCAAGAAGUCCCUGGUGAGCGGUUGGGGACGUGUGAAGUUCCUGGGCCCGGAGGCCAACAAGCUACAGAAGCUGGAGGUCCCCUAUGUGGAUCGCACCACAUGUAAACAGAGCAGCCGGGAACAAGUCACACGCUUUAUGUUCUGUGCAGGUUUCCAAAGUCAACAGAAGGAUUCGUGUCAGGGGGACAGUGGGGGGCCACAUGCAACCAAUUACCAUGGCACUUGGUUUCUGACGGGCAUUGUCAGCUGGGGGGAGGAAUGUGCCAAAGAUGGAAAGUUUGGCAUCUACACCCGAGUCUCACGGUACUAUCCGUGGAUCAGUCAGACAACAGGGAUUCGAAUUAACUGAGGAACGUUGUUAUGCAAAGAAAACAGUCAAGGAAAACAUACAGUAGCAUUUCUUUUUCUGAAUAAAAAAAAAGUCAUCUAAAAUUCUUUUCUCCAGUAAAAUGUAAUCAGAAUAUCUGAGUAUUUGCAUAUUUUUGAAAUCAUAAUAAAUAAUGCUAAAUCAUACUAAAUGAAAAUCCAAUAUUCAAUAUUUGAAUAAAUGCUUACCUCAACCUUAAAGGCACUACACACACACCUACACCUACACCUACACCUACACACACACACACACACACACACACACAUACACACACACACACACACACAAACACACACACACACACACACACACAGGUGUUAAUUAUUAGAUCUCUACUCAGGUUGAAGUUAGGUGGAAUACAGCUGAAGAUUAUACGAUGUCACCAAACUUUUAAAAAUGCCUAAAGACCUGAAUUGGCAAGGUGAAAAUGACGUGCACACUGUGGAAAGAUGCCAGUGAGAAAGAACAGAAAACUAUAUGAAAGAUAUAACCAUAAGCUGCAUGUUGAAAAUGUGUUUUAAACACUCAUCGUUACUCUUCAUUAAUGUUAUUAAUUAAUCCUUCUUGUUCUGCUCCUUGUAUUCUCACAAUGUUGUAUAAACAAUAAUGUACAGUAAAUAAUUUAAUAUGUAAUCUCACCCUCUGUCUUAAAUUGGGUUUAAACUGUAUGAAUAAACAUAAAGUCAAAUAUUA
Scomber scombrus (Atlantic mackerel) is the source of this 2422-nucleotide messenger RNA. RefSeq names its product coagulation factor IXb (gene f9b). Gene Ontology annotation, molecular function: calcium ion binding; serine-type endopeptidase activity. Lineage: Eukaryota; Metazoa; Chordata; Actinopteri; Scombriformes; Scombridae. The record is from RefSeq and is a predicted model, not a curated record. Gene Ontology annotation, cellular component: extracellular region. Gene Ontology annotation, biological process: blood coagulation; proteolysis. The transcript has 8 exons. The coding region runs from base 95 to 1711 and encodes 538 amino acids.